Molecule: messenger RNA, 1184 nt
Organism: Drosophila suzukii
Lineage: Eukaryota; Metazoa; Arthropoda; Insecta; Diptera; Drosophilidae
Product: mannose-P-dolichol utilization defect 1 protein homolog
Biological process (GO): oligosaccharide biosynthetic process
Source: RefSeq, a predicted model, not a curated record
CAACGUAAAAACCCACGUACCGAUUUUUACCGCAUACCUUAUAGCGAAAGUCGGACGAAAAUAAACGUUGGCACAACCACCUAUCUUAUCAUUCCACCUGCACUCCCAACACGAUCUGGAUCCCAUUCGCCACCGGGCAGCAAUAUCUUCUUCGGACUCCGAAUCCGCGUUACGUGUGCGCGAACGUCGGCUUUCCAUUUCAUUCUUGGAUCGACCGGCCAGCUUGAUAACACCGGUGCAUAGCGAAUCCAAACCAGAGGGCACUUACUAAUUAAGUACGACAUCCACCCAAGUGAUAAAAAGAACUUAGUUAAAGCAGCACAAAAAUGACGGAUCUUAUCAGGCAGGGAGCUCUUUUCCUCAUGAGCGAAAAGUGCUAUGAUAACUACUUCCUGGAGCUUAACUUUCUGGACAUUCCCUGCUUUAAGGCCUUGUUGAGCAAGUGCCUGGGAUUGGCCAUUAUCGCCGGUUCCGUGCUGGUCAAGGUUCCCCAAGUGCUGAAGAUCCUCAACAGCAAGUCCGGCGAGGGCAUCAACAUAGUGGGCGUGGUGCUGGACCUGCUGGCCAUAUCGUUCCACCUGUCCUACAACUUUAUGCAUGGCUAUCCGUUCAGCGCCUGGGGCGACAGUACCUUCCUGGCCAUUCAGACCGUGGCCAUCGCCGUCCUGGUUUUGUUCUUCAACGGUCACAAGGCUCAGUCGGGACUCUUCCUCCUGGGCUAUAUCGUCUUGAUGUAUGUCCUCAACUCGGGGUUAACGCCCAUGUCGGCCCUGUUCACCAUCCAAAGCUGCAACAUUCCCAUCCUGCUGGUGGGAAAGUUGUCACAGGCGUACACCAAUUACAAGGCUGGAUCCACUGGUCAGUUGUCCGCCGCCACGGUGAUCAUGAUGUUUGCCGGCUCAGUGGCCCGCAUCUUCACCUCCAUCCAGGAGACAGGCGAUUCCAUGAUCAUCCUGACCUUCAUUGCCUCGACCUUUGCCAAUUCGGUUAUCCUGGGUCAGUUGAUCUACUACUGGAACAAGCCUGCUGGCGCCGUCAAGGAUGCCAAGGCCAAGAAGCCCAAGAGCAAGAAGGAUGAUUAGGCAGUAGUUAAAGAGAGAUUUGAACUCGAAACAUAGGUUGCAACAACUUCUCGACAUUGUAGAACAAAUAUGCAAGGUUUAAAUAAAUCAAUUCUUAGUUUA